Brassica oleracea var. oleracea is the source of this 492-nucleotide messenger RNA. RefSeq lists its product as uncharacterized. Bases 27 to 383 code for a protein of 118 amino acids. The record is from RefSeq and is a predicted model, not a curated record. NCBI's taxonomy places the organism in Eukaryota, Viridiplantae, Streptophyta, Magnoliopsida, Brassicales, Brassicaceae. The transcript has 2 exons.
UUCAGGGACUCAUCUCACCAUCAAGGAUGGACACUUAUCUACGACACAUGAAGCCCGAUUCCACCUACAGACUUACCAAUUUUUUUGGUUCUAAGACUAAGAAGGUGUAUCGGGUUGCUGAUCCAGACGUGACCAUUGCGUUCUCAUGGAAGUCUGCCCUCUCCGAUCUCACAGACAGUUCGACUUGGUUUCCUGAAGACCGUUUUUGUUUCCAUGGUUAUGAACAGUUCGAAGCGGCCUGUGACCUUAAAGGGGAUCUGUAUGAUUUUAUUGGUCAUAUCAAAUUGGUGAAUGAGCAGGCUCUUAACGAGAGUCUUGUGCUUGACGAAGUCGAGAUAGCUUCUGAUCGGCGAAUUUUGGUUCAUGUUCAGACACAUGAGUGAGUCAUCUAAGAUUUAUGCUCUGGACGUAUACUUCUUUGUUUAAUAAAUGUGUUCUCUUCGAUGCAGUGGUCCUGUGAUGAAGCUCUACAUAUAGGACAAGGUAGCAACA